Messenger RNA from Acaulospora colombiana, 1992 nucleotides. Lineage: Eukaryota; Fungi; Glomeromycota; Glomeromycetes; Diversisporales; Acaulosporaceae. The record is from the annotation of a GenBank genome assembly.
AUGAGUACAGUAAACGUAUGUUUGUCUCUUUUACAGGCCAUUUCCGACGUAGAGCACAGGGAGCUGAUGUUUUUAUUCGGCAAACAUGGGAGGCGCAGUAGCUACGAGUUUGAGGACAUCCCUUCCUUACCGUCGUAUUCACAAGAGGAAAUAACCUCCAAUGGGUCACCAACGAGUAAUAGCAUGCCUCCUUCGGUGUUCUCUCCUGGCGCGACACAAAAUGGUACCAUCUCACCGACUCGUAAAAGAGUGCUCUCCAAUCCCGGAUAUGGCACGCCCGGGACAAUGUCUGCGAGUCCUUAUCGUACCUCUUUCAAACCCGGAAGUCCCUCUGGUUCACCCGUGCUCAACGGCGUGCCGGGUCACCAGCGAAAUGGGAGCAGCACCUCCUUUGUCCCUGGCCAUAUGAGAAAUGGUAGCACUAGUUCGUAUGGGUCUGAUACGAACAAUGUACGUGGAAGCAUAUCGAGCGUCUCUGGACGACCUGAGUACUCUACUCCGAACGGCCAAGCCGCGGCACCGUAUGGACCUCCGGGAACAGUAGCACAUGGGUUCCAAUUCAGGGGUGGCCAUGCCAGAUCACCCAGUACGAAUAGCGACAUUGCAGGCUCUCCAUUCCGGUCCACAUUUGCUUCGAUCGAUGAGAACCUUCCCGAUUCUACCUUGUCCACGUCGUCCUCGAUCCAGGGGCCAAACCCUCCGAGCGACGCACCUCCAUCUCCAACGUUAUCAAACUCUUCGUACCAUGUGUAUUCCUCUUCGGCCCAUGCACGGAGACAUUCACGCAUCCACUCCCGGAAUCUCUCAAUUUACUUCCCUCGACCGGGCGCUACUACUGUGCAUUCGAUAGCAGAAGAUGGAGCACAAGAAAUAGAGGCACCAGUGACGCUUAUUUCAGGCGGUGGACCGACACCGACUCUUGGAUCAGGACGUACUAGACCGACGCCCCAAUCGUCCUCUUUUGUCUCUUCGCCUCAACCACGCACACAGUUAGGAGGUGGCUUCAAAUUUGGUGGAAAACCACCUCCAUCAGCUACUUCGAAUAGUCAAAGCCAGUCUGGAAAUACGUCUCCAACUGGAUCUGAGGGACCUGGCAGUGUGCCUAUGUCAAAGGCUGCUACCCCUAACACGAGCGCAUCACAGAGCACUGGCACAGCUUCUAGAAGAGGUCACCAUCAUCGUCACUCUUUGUCUCAUAGUUUCUUCUCAUUUAUGGAGCCUUCACCUUCAGCUUCCUCGCCCGCAUAUAACCACAGGAAGCAACCAUCUUCAGGCUUGACGCUCAGCGUCACUGGCGCAUCUCCAACCUCUACUAAUACUCCGAUCUCCGCUCUUCCUACUGCCAGUGGUUGGGGCCCCAUAUCACCCUUCCCUCUUUCCACCACUGCCGCAGCCUUCCCAUCGGCUCAAAUCAUUCCCCCUAAACGGACAAUGGCCUUUCAUCCUGCAGCGCUUCCGAACCCUUCUACACAGCGCUCUUCUUCACUCGUUGAUAAGGUUACGACUCUCCCUGGACACAUGCGAAAUAGCCUUGCCUUUGCUUCUUUAGAAACUUUACUGGGUUGCGUAUUGUGGGUUAUGGGGCAACACGCCGAAAGUUUAGCUUGCACUGGAUUAGCUUAUUGGAUAGUCUUUGAUGCGCUUGGUGUCGGAUUAGGCGUCUAUGGACGUCUCGUCGAAGCCGGCGUAGGUCAAGGUAGCUUGAGGCUACCUUACGGAGCUAAGCGGAUGGAAACUACUGCUAUAUUUGCGCAGGCCGUCUACCUAAUGUUCGCAGCAGUUUAUAUCUGCAAAGAGACCUUAGAACAUGCUCUUCUCUCCGCUGGUGAUGCCGGGCAUCACCACCAUCACGAACAAGGACGUGGCGGAGUUCUCUCGACAGGCGUGCUUUUCAAGAAUAAUGUCAAAGUUCUAGACGCCACUGGCGUUUACCUCCCUUCUGUCCGCCAAACCUUACGAUUUUUCUCCUCUCCUAACAAUUGGACGACCAGA